CCUGUUCACUUUUGGAUAAAGCCAGAACAGCCCUGGAGCCGCCUGCACGUAGAUUUCGCUGGACCCGUUCGAGGUGAAAGUUUUCUCGUUGUGGUGGACGCCUUUUCUAACUGGGCCGAAGUCGAGAUUAUGCCGUCCACGAAAUCAGCUGCAGUGAUUACGGCGCUGAGGAAGCUAUUCGCGACACAUGGGUUGCCCGACGUAAUUGUGUCGGACAACGGAACGGCGUUCAAAAGUGCAGAAAUGAAAGAGUUCCUGAAACUUAAUGCUGUUCGCUUCAUCUACACAGCCCCGUACCAUCCUGCGAGCAAUGGCAGGGCAGAAAGAAUGCACACGACACCACACUCGGACACCGGGAAGACUCCGGGAGAGGUGAUGAUGGGCCGGAGGCUGCGGUCGCCGUUGGACAGACUGCAUCCUGACCUCCAGAGAGAUCCAGGAGCGGAUCAACCAAAGGUCAAGCGGUUCUACGUAGGCGACACCGUCUACGCCCGAAAUUUUGUGACGGGACCACGAUGGAAAGCAGCAAAGGUUGUUGCAGUCACAGGACCAGUCUCCUACAAGGUACAGCUGGCCAAUCGAGAAGUUCAUCGCCGUCAUCGUGAUCACCUCAGGAAGGCUUGGCUUGACUGGGAUGAGAACCUUGAAGCUGACAUUGACUACGACGUCAAGCUGCCACUAACGGCUGCGCCUGGACAUGGAACGCCACAAGCAUCUCCUGCCAGGCGAAACCCAGAAAGACCUGUUCCUCAGGUUGUGCCAUCGCCAGCGGCUCAGCCGGAGCAGCCGCUCAGAAGAUCAGCAGGAGAGCGACGUCCAGUCAUCCGCUACGGAACUGAUCCUACCUAA
This is a messenger RNA of Ixodes scapularis (black-legged tick), 849 nucleotides long. RefSeq lists its product as uncharacterized. Bases 130 to 849 code for a protein of 239 amino acids. The transcript has 2 exons. Lineage: Eukaryota; Metazoa; Arthropoda; Arachnida; Ixodida; Ixodidae. Gene Ontology annotation, molecular function: nucleic acid binding. The record is from RefSeq and is a predicted model, not a curated record. Gene Ontology annotation, biological process: DNA integration.